Messenger RNA from Didymosphaeria variabile, 1113 nucleotides. RefSeq lists its product as uncharacterized. Bases 1 to 1113 code for a protein of 370 amino acids. The transcript has a single exon. The record is from RefSeq and is a predicted model, not a curated record. NCBI's taxonomy places the organism in Eukaryota, Fungi, Ascomycota, Dothideomycetes, Pleosporales, Didymosphaeriaceae.
AUGGCCACUUCUGAAACAAAGUCGACGCUUUAUCCUAAGAUCACCACCCACAUCAAAGAGGUGAGUCUCCGCGCUCUGCAUCACACUCCAUACGAUAGCUCACCAAAUCCAAUUUUCCAGGUGAUCAAGACUCUCAGAUAUAAACUUCGCAAUCCAGACAGCCCUGAACAAGAACCUACACUCGAGCCUAUUCCUAUCGUUGGUACCGUCAAGCUCCACGGCACCCAUGCAGACAUCCUAGUUACUAGUGACAAUAUCAUUAUCCUGCAAUCCCGGAAUAAUGCGGUGCUCCUUAAAACAGCAGAUAACUUGGGUUUCGCAAAUGCUAUGUCAUGGAAGCAACCUACGAUUCUCAGGCUUCGUGAUCAGUUCUUAACCCGUUGGAAGGAACUAAACCCCAACAAAACUCUGAGCACCGAGCUGCCCAUCACUAUAGCCGGCGAAUGGAUCGGCGAGAAGAUCCGAAAAGGUGUUGCCAUCUCCAGAUUAUCCCGUCGUCUCGUCAUCAUCUCCGCCAAGAUCAACGGCGCUUGGGUCACAGACAACGACUACGCGGACAUCGAAGCCCCAGAAGACGACAUCUACAACAUUUCCCGCGCAGGGACCUACCAUUCUAUUCUCUACCCAGAAGAACCGCACAAGACGAUCAACGAACUCGAAGCCCUCGCCGACACUAUCGCCGCCCACUGCCCUUUUGCAGAAAGCUUCGGCAUAAGCGGCGAAGGCGAAGGCUUAGUUUGGAAGCUCGUGCCCUACAUUUCCGACUCCGAUCUCUGGUUCAAGACGAAAGGUGGGCACUUCAAGCCUACUUUUACACCCGCCCCGAAGAAGCCGCCGGUGGACCAGGCUGAAAAAUGCGAGCUUGCCAAGGCGCUGGCUAAAUCAUGGUGCUCGGAGCAACGGCUGGAACAGGGCUGGGAUUACCUGAGGGAGAAAGGCAUCGAGCAGAAUAUGAAAGGGAUUGGAGCUUUCCUGAAGUGGGUGCAGGUUGAUAUUCUGACGGAGGAAAAGGGUUAUGUUGCGGAGCACGGGGUGGACGAAGAGCUACUGAGGAAGGAGAUCAUCGGGAGAGCGAAGCCUUGGUAUCUGGAAAAAUAUGCUGCUGUGCGAUAA